Molecule: messenger RNA, 4835 nt
Organism: Camelina sativa (false flax)
Lineage: Eukaryota; Viridiplantae; Streptophyta; Magnoliopsida; Brassicales; Brassicaceae
Source: RefSeq, a predicted model, not a curated record
CUUCUCUUCUCUUUUAGGAAAGACCUCGAAAAUGGAAAUCAGUUCAAUUUGUUCAUAUCAGAAAUAAAACGAAUCUCCCAUUCGCAAAACCCUAUGUGUCUAUAGAAGAAGAAGAAGAAGAAGAAGAGACAUGCGUAUUGGUCGAAGCUCUGGGCACUAGUGUAUAAUUAAUAUCGAUUGUUUGAAACCGGUGAUGGUUGGAAUCAUGGCUUCGUAUUCAAGAGAAAGGCUUGAAGGUCUCGCGAGUUCCGCCAAAUCAGCCACGGAAUUGCCUCCGAAGUUGCAUCGCUUACGCAAUUUGCGCCGGGAUUUGCGAAAGGACGAAUCCGUUUUUCCCAUCGAGUUGCUUCCUCAUCUUUUCGAUCUUCUCUCCGAUCAGUUCGGUGCUGUUCGCAAGUUUGUCGCCGAGAUACUUGGUGAAAUUGGAUUGAAAUAUGUUGAAUUAUUACCCGAAAUAGUUCCCCUUUUGAUUAAGUCUCUCGAAGACGAGACACCAGCUGUGGCGAGGCAGGUCAUUGCUUGUGGAGCUGAUUUAUUCCGUUCCACCCUCGAAAGAGUGGCAGUUCAGGGUUUGCAUUCUAGUGAGUUGAAUGAUUUUCUUGAAUCUUCGUGGACAUGGAUGAUUAAGGUUAAGGAUGAAAUAUGCUCAGUCGCUUUCAAGCAAGGAAACAGUGGUGUUAAAUUAUGCGCCAUGAAAUUUGUGGAAGCGCUUAUUCUUUUGUAUACACCUCAUGAAGGAAGUGAAGCAGAUUUUAAUAUAACUAUCCUUCGUGGGGGGCAUCCUGUUUUGAAUAUCGGAGACUUGUCGAUUGAGGCCAGCCAGAAAUUGGGUUUACUGCUUGAUCAGCUUAGGCACCCUGCAGCAAAAUCUCUAAAUAGUUCGACGAUUAUUGUUCUCAUUAAUAGUCUUUCAUCAGUUGCAAAGAAACGUCCUGCAUAUUGUGGACGUAUUCUACCUGUUCUACUUAGCUUGGAUCCCCUAAGCUUUCUCAAAGGAGUGCAUGCUGCAGCAGCAAGUCUUGCCUUGAAGACUGUAUUUCUCUCCUACUUGAAAUGUACACAUCCCGCUGCUGCACCGUGGAAGGAUCGGUUGAUCGGUGCUCUUAAAGAGAUAGAAGGUGGAGGUCGGGCAGGCAAAGCUAAAGAUCUUUUUUACAAGACUAACGGAAGCAUUCAAGACAAAGACAGUGCAGAGGAUACCAAGGUAUCAGUGGAAGCGAAUAACCUAUGUGCUAGUUCUGAUGUUGCGGAAAGUAACUUUGGUAGGAAAAGAUCUGGAUCAGAAUACAAUAUUGAUCUAAAUGGAGAUGCUUUGAAUGGAAAACGUGCAAGAAUAACACCUUCUGUGUCAGAAGAAUCUACUGACGGAUUAAAUGGUAAUGAUGGUGGCUCUCUACCUCGGGUUGCUUCUACCUCAACUGGACCGAGUAAUAGCAGAGGAGUGAGUGAUACUGAACCUGUUCAGCAACUAGUUAAUAUGUUUGGAAUCUUGGUUGCUCAGGGUGAAAAAGCAAUUGGAUCUUUGGAGGUUCUUAUUAAAAAUAUUUGUCCGGAUCUGCUUACUGAUGUUGUGAUGGCUAAUAUGCAUAAUAUUCCACCAAAUAGUUCUUCUUAUGCUGAUAGCAGCAAUGAGUUGGUGAUGAAUAUGUGUAUAGUUGAUAGUGAUGCACAAAUCAAAUAUCCCCCAUCAUUUGUAGCGGAUGUCCUUUCACUGUCAACUGCAUUCCCACCAAUUGCUGCCCUGAUAAAUCCUGGCAUACCGAAAACGGAAAAUGAAGAUGAAGAAGUCUUUUCUGUUCAUGUGGACCAGAUGAUGUUUUCAGCUGAAGAUGCAGUUCUUGCAACUGGCUUAUUACCUUCUUCUGAUGCCUCGUUUCCAGAAAAUGAAGAGGACAGUACUGUGUUUCCACCAGACGUGCAUUAUAAAGGGAAUACGGAAAGUGGAAUACCUGGAUUGGAUUCUUCUGCUCAACUUGAUUUAUCAGGAUCCCGUGUUACUUCUGUAUUGAAUUCUAUGAAUGUGGAGGCUGCAACCAAGAAUCAAAAUGCGAGUGGAAAACUUCUUGUCGAUGUAAUUCCUUCAAUGUCUGUGGAUAAGUCUGAUGAAUUUAGUCCAAAGGCGGCUGCCACAGGUUCUACCAGCUUGGUAUUGUCAACUGCAACUUCAGUUGCUUCUGCGCCUCAGUUUGUCCUGCCUAAGAUAUCAGCACCUGUUGUCGACCUUUCUGAUGAAGAGAAAGACAGUUUGCAGAAGCUGGUUUUUUUGCGCAUUGUUGAAGCAUAUAAACAAAUCUCAAUGUCUGGUGGUUCACAACUCCGCUUUUCUCUUCUUGCUCACUUGGGAGUUGAGUUUCCUUCAGAGUUAGACCCUUGGAAAAUACUACAGGAGCAUGUUCUGUCGGAUUAUUUGAAUCAUGAGGGACAUGAGCUGACCGUGCGGGUUCUUUACAGACUAUACGGGGAAGCAGAAGCAGAACAAGAUUUCUUCUCGUCAACUACUGCUGCGUCUGCAUAUGAAAGUUUCUUGCUGACUGUGGCCGAAGCACUUAGAGAUUCUUUUCCACCGUCUGACAAAUCCUUAAGUAAAUUGCUUGGAGAUUCUCCACAUCUGCCCAAAUCAGUUCUGAAGUUGUUGGAAUCAUUUUGCUGUCCUGGAAGUGGUGAACAAGUUGAAAAGGAUUUACAGAAUGGAGACCGUGUUACUCAAGGUCUCAGUACUGUUUGGAGCCUUAUUUUAAUGAGACCUGGAAUCCGAAGUGAUUGCCUGAAGAUUGCGUUGCAGAGUGCUGUUCAUCACUUGGAAGAGAUUCGCAUGAAAGCAAUUCGCCUGGUUGCAAACAAGCUCUACUCUUUAUCAUUCAUUACACGACAGAUUGAAGAAUUUGCAAAGGAUAGGCUGUUUUCCGUCGUAAGUUGCAUUUCUUCAGAGAGUGGAGAUGCUGAAACACGGAUUGAUGAUUAUAAUAAGAAGGAUCUUGAUCUGAAAAGUUCACCAAAUAAACCACAGCCCGUUAUUAGUGGCAUUGAUACGCCUUCGGAAGGAACAUCAUUAACUUCAAUUACUGAAGCUCAACGCUGCCUGUCACUCUAUUUUGCUCUCUGUACAAAGAAGCACUCCCUUUUUGUUCAUGUGUUCAGCAUUUACAAGAAUGCAUUAGAUCCUGUUAAGCAGGCUAUUCAUCUUCAAAUCCCAAUACUAGUUCGUACUAUGGGCUCAUCCUCUGAGCUUCUUAAAAUUAUAGCUGACCCACCAAGUGGGAGUGAGAACCUUCUAAUGCAGGUUCUCCAAACCCUCACUGAGGGGCCCACGCCGUCUUCAGAAUUGAUACUUACUAUAAGAAAGUUGUUUGAUACAAGAAUAAAGGAUGUAGAAAUUCUUUUCCCAAUUUUGCCGUUCCUGCCAAGAGACGAUGUUCUGCGCAUUUUUCCACAUAUGGUGAAUCUUCCCAUGGAGAAAUUCCAAGUUGCACUUUCUCGUGUGCUGCAGGGAUCAUCUCAGUCUGGCCCAGUGCUUUCUCCAUCUGAAAUUUUAAUUGCUAUCCAUAGCAUUGACCCAGCAAGAGAUGGAAUACCUCUUAAACAGGUCACAGAUGCAUGCAAUACCUGUUUUGCACAGAGGCAGACAUUCACUCAACAGGUUUUAGCCGGCGUUCUGAAUCAACUGGUCCAGCAAAUUCCACUGCCAAUGUUAUUCAUGCGUACAGUUUUACAAGCUAUCGGUGCUUUUCCAGCUCUGUCGGACUUCAUCUUGGAGAUCCUUUCUCGUCUUGUUAGCAAACAGAUAUGGAAAUAUCCGAAACUGUGGGUGGGGUUUUUGAAAUGUGCACAGACAACACAGCCUCAGUCAUACAAGGUCUUACUACAGCUUCCUCCACCUCAACUGGGAAAUGCAUUGACUAAAAUCCCAGCAUUAAGAGCUCCACUAACCGCACAUGCCAGCCAGCCAGAGAUUCAGUCUUCACUUCCAAGGUCUACACUGGCUGUUCUUGGACUUGUCCCUGAUUCUCAAGGAACACAAACCAGCCAUGUGCAAGCGAAUGAGACACAAACGAGUCAGGAACAGCAGCAGCAGCAAGCAAGCGAGUCACAGCAAACGAGCCAGUCUGAGCAAGUUUCUGUACCAUUGAGUCCCUCCAAAACAAAUCACCAGGAACCCAGUCAGGUAAUUGGCGGUCAGUCUCAAAGCAGUCCCGGAGGUACGGGGCUGUCUGAAAUGAGUCAGUCUCAGAACAGUCCCAUAGAUACGGGCCGGUGUGAAAUGAGUCAGUCACAAAGCAGUCCAGUUGGGACUGGGCAGUCUGAAAUGGGUCAGAGCCCUCAAGUGUCGGAAUCGAGUGCUCCAGCAGGACCAGCACCAACGAGUCAUACUCGAACAUCAGACUCUCGAGCGUCAAGCCAGACACAUCGUGAUGAUGAUGAAAAGAUAGACGACACAGCAACCUCGGAGAAGGAGGUGACAAAAAGUGAGAAAUCAGAGGAAUCUUCUUCUGAAGCAGAAGAAGAAGAAGAAGAAGAAGAGUAAGUGUAUCAUUGUGUGACAGAUGUUAAUUUCGACUUGAGAGAGAAGAAGAGAUUCUUAGAAAAUUGAGGUUGCUUCUACUUCUCUCUCUCUCGCUCUGUCUCUGUCAGAGAAGAAGAGUGAUUGACUGAUUGAAGCGUAGAUCAAGAAGGGCGGGAGAUCUUCUUCGUUCCAUGUAUUGUAGCAUUUGUUUAUGAAAAUGAAUUUUGUAGAUUAAAUUAGAGAUUUUAUUUAUAUAGAUUGUCAUUAGCGAUUUGUAUUGUUACAUUCAUUAUAUAGUAGUAUUUGUCUUUGAAACAAAUAGGCUUCAAUAAAA